Messenger RNA from Bicyclus anynana (squinting bush brown), 1093 nucleotides. Its product is annotated as acyl-CoA Delta(11) desaturase-like. Gene Ontology annotation, molecular function: stearoyl-CoA 9-desaturase activity; iron ion binding. The record is from RefSeq and is a predicted model, not a curated record. The coding region runs from base 125 to 1078 and encodes 317 amino acids. Lineage: Eukaryota; Metazoa; Arthropoda; Insecta; Lepidoptera; Nymphalidae. The transcript has 5 exons. Gene Ontology annotation, biological process: unsaturated fatty acid biosynthetic process. Gene Ontology annotation, cellular component: endoplasmic reticulum membrane.
ACCGAUUCGAAAAGCAGGCAGUCACAUAUUCGUAAGUUACAAGAAUUUUAGUCUACUUAUUUUGUGUUCAUUUAAAGUUAGAGACAAUAACUAAGAACUAAGUAAAAAGGUUUUUUCAUCAGAAAUGACAGCGAUAGAAUCAAAAGACGAAUUACUGAAACCCCUCGUCGGACAAGCUCCUAGAAAAUAUGAAAUAUUAUACCUCGAACUACUAAUGAUAAUGUACAUUCAUAUAGCAGCACUGUAUGGGAUCUACUUAGCGUAUUUUAGUGCAACAUGGAAAACAUUGAUCUUCCAUUACAUUAUGAGUCAGCUGGUGACACUGGGUAUAACUGCAGGCAGACAUAGGUUGUGGUCGCACAAUAGUUAUAAGGCAAAAAUGCCUCUACAAAUCAUACUGGUAGUAUUGAGCUCAAUGACGUAUCAGUACUCAGUGAUACAUUGGGUGCGUGACCAUCGAUUGCAUCAUAGAUAUUGCGAUACCGACGCUGAUCCUCACAACGCAAGUCGUGGCUUCUUCUUCUCCCACAUUGGUUGGCUGAUUGUCAAACGGCACCCUGAGGCGAUGCGAAGAGGAAAAGCCAUUGACAUAUCCGAUGCACUCGCCAACCCUGUGUUGAGGUUUGAGAACAAGUACGCUCUGCCAAUUGCAGUAACGUUUUCCCUCGUCCUACCGACGCUUGUGCCCAUGUAUUUCUUCGGAGAGAACCUCAGCACUGCAUGGCACAUCAACAUGACUCGAUUAAUGUGCAACCUGCAUUUAACGUUUUCAAUAAACAGCUUUGUCCAUUUGUCGGGUGCCAGAUCUUACGACAAACAGUUUUCGGGUGCUCAGAGCACUUUUUGGUCCAUUUUGACGUUGGGUGAAUCUUUCCAUAACUACCAUCACACGUUUCCAUGGGAUUAUAGGACGGCGGAGUUGGGUAAUAAUUGGUUGAACCCUUGCACUAAGUUUAUAGACUUUUUUGCUUGGCUGGGAUGGGCUUACGAUUUGAAAACGGUGUCGGUUGAUAUGGCACAGUCUAGGGCGAGGAAGACUGGUGAUGGGACUGAUAAAUGGGGAUUCAAAACUAAAUAAAUAUUGUUGAUAUAU